CAGUAUUGUGGUUGUAAUGUGACAUUUCCAAGAUAUGGAAAUGUUAAAGAUGCAUGACUACUUUUGUAAGUCACUGCUAAUAACAAAGUCCUAUCUGAUGUGACAUAUUUAAGCUACUUUCACAUUUCUGCCAGAAUUUUAAUUGUACUGUUUAUGCAGUCCUUGAAUAAUAAUUAAUUAAAAAAACAUUAUGUUAGCAAUCAAAUUCACAUAUCUGGAAAUUGUGCUUAAAUUUAAAUUGGUGCUAUAAUGAAAAAAGGUUGAAAACAUGUGUGUAGUCUGUUAAGUUUAUGUAAUGAGAUGACAUUCAUAGGUUUUGAGUGUGGUUAUGCAUGCCUCAUCUACAAGCAGGAAAUCUCUUAAAAUCAAUGGGGGAGAGGAAGGGCAAAUCAAUAGUUUUGAUUGGAAAUAAAAAGUGAACUACUAAAGAAACAAUAUAAUAUAUAUAUAUUGCAUUAAAACUGAAUGAAUGAAUAUGAAAGAGAUUUAAACAUGAAGUUGCAUAACCAAGACUCAGGUUUAUUAGUGCAAAUAAAUAGGGUUUAUAUAGAUUUAGUUUCCUGGGGGCUCUGGUCAAUUGUCUCCUCGGUGAGGACAAAGGUCCCACCCUUUGUUUUGGUUCGAUGAGCACCCAGUUGUUCAUGCGUGAUGUAAAAUCAAGCCACUAUCCAGGAAUUCAUUCAUCCCAUUAUUCUGAAGUUAGAUGUUGAGGGAGACAAACGUACACAGGAGGCACACAAACAAUCCACCUGUGUACUAAUUACUCAGAUGGCUGCAAUUUUUGUGGAGUGUUUUAUUUAAUAAUUUUAAGGACUUUGUAGGUUUAUUAAUUAGAUUAGAUUACUUUUUUAGCAAUAUCUGACAAUAUGUGUACCAGUUUUUGGAAAUGGCGGUAAACUUGGGAGUUAUAUUUUACUAAACAUUAGUCUUGUACUCAAAAACCAGGGUAAAAACAGCCACAGACUAAGCAGCAGAUAUUUAAUAACCUGUGGCAGGACGGGAUCUGUAGAUUGGGAACCAGGAAAGAGACACAUAAUGGACAAGUUCUUCAAACCCGUCCACAGACCUUCUCUUGAUCAGACUAAGAAACAGAGGAAYCACCAUCAUCAUCAUCAUCACCAAGACACUCGUUCACAGAGAUAUACGAAGCUCGAUGAGAGUGAUGGGCAUACAGACGACAGCCGGGGGCACCAUCGCCGCCUCCAGUACAGUGAAUAUCUCUAUGACAGCCCCCAUCCCGAUGCCCAGUAUCUGUACCACCAAGACAUUGAGAAACGUUAUGACCACCGCACUUCUGUUACCCUCUCCAGGGCCUCUUCCUCUUCACUCUCCUCCACUUCUUCCUCCUCUUCCACUUCUUGGUACACAGAGACAAGUGCCAAUGAUCCCUUCUCCCUUAAGCAUGCUGAGAGGCCGCAGCAUUCCCUGUCCUGCUCCAAUAUCUCAGAUGUGCGCAGAGCUUUCAGAGAUGAUGACAGCAGCGAGCCCAUUGUCUUUGCCACAGUCAAGCACAGCAAAAAGGGCAACAUUGUUAGCAAGUUGACUGACGGCUCACACCAAAGCAGAAGUAAUGAUCUCUACGACCUGAACAGAGGUCACAGUCGAAGUGAAGAAGGGCUUCUGCAGUGCAAUGAAAUAGAUGGCGGUAGAGGACGGACCAAAGUGUCUACAAUCGACCAUGGGCCCUUGUAUAAGACAACUAGUCUGAACCGAAGCUUGGCUUUCAGUGAGGAGGAUAUUGUUUUAGGGGUGCCCAGGGGUCCCAAGAGGGCAGUCUCUUCUAGUCAGUUACCCAGCAAGGGGAUACUCAAAAACAAGGAGAAUAACAAUGACAUUCGCAAGGCCAAGUCAAUGGAGGUACUUUCUCCAAGAGUCACCACUGGAGAAGGUCAAAGUGGGCAAAAAGGGAAAGGUAUCACUCAGGCUGAGAUAGAGCAAGCCCGGGCAAACUUUGUGGAGGGAAAGUUGCAGUUUUCAGCUUUUUUAGAUGAGAUCACAAAACAGGUUAUGAGUCCUUCCCAACUUUCCAUCUUUGGCGUGAACCCCAACAAAACUACUGAGAAGACCCCUUCCCCAGUCCCCAAACCUGAGCCAGUCAAGCCUGAGCUUCCUCCCAAGAAACACAGAGGUGGGAAACGGAGUGACACCGAGCUGCCAUUGAAGCAACACAGCAGGCAGGUGAAACCAACCAUCGGCUCGCGAAAACAUUCAGACUGCUCCGAUUCGGACAGGCUGACAACAUACGCAGCAAGGAAACACCGCGGCAGCCCCCCACCUCGUCACUACACGCCAUCUGCCAGCCACGGACGGAAAGACAGGAGGCCCUCUCCAACUGGAGACUCCAUGUCAGGGGACGGAUACGGCAAAUAUGGGCCUCACCAUACAGAUGGAACCAGCACCAGUCCUGAACCAGCCCAACCCAAGCAGCGCCACCACCGCAAAUACUAUCCCAGCAACUUUCAAAACCAAAACCCACAUACCCAACACUUCCCUAUGCAGACGCACCAUGAGGCUGAGCACGGAGGGCCGAGCAACUCGCCGCCACACUCAUCUCAGCUUGCAAGACAAGGGUUCGGCUCAGAGUCCUCAUCCACAAAGUCCGACUCAUCCAGGGGCCGAGACACUGCCUCCACGGCUACCAGCCACAGCUCAGAGCAGGGAUGCCAACACCAGUCACAGCCCUUGGGGAUCUCUAAGCAGCACAGGAACAUACUGUGCGAUCCGGACCACCUUCAGGCGUUGCAGGAGGAGAAUGCUGAUCUCCACCAGAACCUGCUGCAGACCGUGGUUUGCAUUGAGAGCCUGGAGGCAGAGCUGCAGAGGACCAGAGACGAGCUCAGUCAUGUUAAGGAGAAAUAUAAAAGCCUGCUGCAGACGCAUAGUGGGACAAAAGAGGCAAAUAAUCUACUGGGAGAGCACCUUCACAAAGCGUCGGAGAGCCUGAGCAGCGAGAGAAAAUUUCUGCUGAAUCGCGUCUCCCAGCUGGGCUCAGAGCUGAACGACGCCCACAGGACCAUCGCAGCUCUGGAGAACAUUAAUGUGCCAGUUUUGGUAAAGGAGCUCCUGGAGAAGUAUUUUGGUUCUGCUGAAGCCAUUCAAACUUUUCUCACAACCUCUUUUCCGACCAGCCAGCAGACAGAUGGCCAAUCCUGCGAUCCCAGAGCAGAGGAAGGAGCACAGGGUUGCCUGAGCGAGUCAGAGGCAGGUCGGCAGAGGGUCACGGCCUUCAUGCCGAUUAAACAGGCUUUGACACCAGCUAAAAAUGAGGGCAGUCUUCCAGGCCAGCAUGAGUCCACUCACGGCCCAUCGUUCUCUCUGGCUGACAUGGGAACUGCUUCCUAUAAAACCACAACUUCCAGUUAUCCUGCCAGACCACAGCCUGUUUACCCACAAACCCAGCAGCAGUUACUGCGAAGUGCUGCCCACACCGACACCGCUCCAGACCCUCAGCACGCCCACGCGGCGGGUGACAGAUGGGAAGGAAGAGGAGGGUUGAAGGUGCUGCUCUUCGAGCAGGAUGCAGGGGAUGUGAACUCCAUGUCGGCCCAGCAGAUCCUGGAUGAUUUCAUGCAUCAUCUGCAGGCACACAAGGAGGCCGGGGGAGGGAAGGAGCAGCAGAGUGGGCAGGAGUGGAUGAAUGGGGUGGAACAGGCAGGGAAAGUGGGAGACUGAGAUCGCCGUGCGAGGAGUUUAUUCCUGUCCUAAUUAUUUGCCAGCAGUGAUUGUUCUUUAGGUGGCUAAAAGAGUCAGAGGGUGUAGAUUUAUUUAAUUAAUACAUGAUGUUGUGUUUGUCGGGUUUUAUAUAGCUGAAUGAAGCUAACACUUCAAGGUUGGAAGCAUAAAAACAGUUCAGAGCAACGUUUGCGAACAAAAAGAAGAGAUUUAUAUGCAUCAUCUGGAAUGUUGCAUCUAUAGAAGAAGCAGUAGAUAUUUUUAAAUAUUCACACAAUGUGUUUUCUAUCAAGUUGUAGUCCCCAAAACAGUGCAGAAUAUACCGUUACAUAUCUGCAACACUGAAUAGAAAGUCCUCAUUAACUCUCAACAUGUAGGACAUUUGUUUAACAGCUGAUCAAAAAUAGAUUUUGAAUAAUAGACAUGAUUUCAGAUGAAAAUUGUUCACUCAGUUUCAUUUACUGAGCAGCUUCAGUUGAACUUUAGUAUGAAUUAGCACAAGACAAAAUCAAACUACAAAUGUAUACACCCGAGGUUAUAACGACAAGUAAACACACAACUGGAAAGUUUAGACAGAUGGUCUUUCUGCUAAUUUUAUGUAAUUUGUGCAAUGUUAAGUCUUUCUUACUGAGGAAAAAUACAACUUUAAAGAAAAAAUUGGCAGAAAUUCUAAGAAAUACUCUCUAACAUGUUGAAAAAAGUAUUUGGCCACACUUGAAAUGAUGUCAUGUUUAAAUAUAAACUCUUUAAUAUGCCGUUGGUUCCCAUUUUUCAGCUGCAAGAACUUCUCCUCUUCUUGGAAAGGUUUUCAUAGAGCAUUUCUGUGUUGAUUUGUUCUAUUGAGCAUUUAUGAGGUCAGGCACUGAUGCUGGACGCAAAGGUCUGCCUGGCCUUGGAAUCUCUAUUCCAAACCUGUUUGAUGGGAUUAAAGUCUGGAUUAUGUCAAUCAGAUGUCAUAAAAUGCGUUUACUGGGUUAUAAUGAAUUGAAAAUGUUUGACUAACUCUCCAAUUAAAAGUGGUGGUCAUAUACUUUUAAUGUUGUCUAUCUCAUCACAUGUAAUGCUUUUAAAAUGCUUUCCUGUUAUCCAGCACUUUAAUGUGAGUUAAGUCUGUGUAAAGUUGAGUAUGAAUGCAUAGAUGUACAUACUUCACAGAAUGUAUAAUUAUUUCCCACAAUGGUCCUUCCAUGUUAAAAUAAUAGAUGUUCUUUACUGCUUUAGUGACUUUGAUGUACAGUAAAAUAUGAAUGUAAGUAAUAUGAAUGGAUUUUCAAGCUGUAGAUUAAACAAAAAGCAAAAUUAGUUAUUUUAGUCUGUAUAAUGUCAGAGUUUCACUAUAAAAUGUGCACAGUGUGUUUAAUCUGUGUGUCUUCGUUAUUGCUACCAAUAAAGAUACUUGUAACUGGCUUGGAAUAUA
This is a messenger RNA of Poecilia reticulata (guppy), 5089 nucleotides long. The record is from RefSeq and is a predicted model, not a curated record. NCBI's taxonomy places the organism in Eukaryota, Metazoa, Chordata, Actinopteri, Cyprinodontiformes, Poeciliidae.